Asparagus officinalis (garden asparagus) is the source of this 1368-nucleotide messenger RNA. RefSeq names its product putative nuclease HARBI1. The record is from RefSeq and is a predicted model, not a curated record. Lineage: Eukaryota; Viridiplantae; Streptophyta; Magnoliopsida; Asparagales; Asparagaceae. Bases 1 to 1368 code for a protein of 455 amino acids. The transcript has a single exon.
AUGAACUAUGGAGCUGGACCAUCACACCUACCAUCUUAUUCUUCUUCUUCUUCUGAUGACGAAACAUUUUCUCAUUACGUUGAACAAUGGGAGGAGGAUAUGAAACAAUGGGAGGAGGAGGAUGAAAUCUUAGCUCGUCUAUAUGUCGCUAACAAUAAAAUAAUGGCUUAUUUCGCUAAAGAGGAAGAGAGGCCAAAACGUAUCGGCUCAGUUCCUGGUCAUUUGGUAAUCAACCGUGGGAGGGAAGAAGGUAAUUCUCGACUCUACAAUGACUAUUUUUCUGAUAAUCCCACAUACGGUGCAAAUUUAUUCCGUAGAAGAUUCCGAAUGCAAAGGAGCCUUUUCCUUCGUAUCGUCGAUGCUGUACGAGAGCACGAUAACUAUUUCGUACAGAAGGUGGAUGGUGUCGGUCGGCUUGGACUAUCUACUUUACAAAAAGUAACAGCAGCAUUUCGCAUGUUGGCAUAUGGUGCACCAGCAGAUAGUACCGACGAAUAUGUAAGGAUUGGUGAGUCAACUGUUAUUGAAUGUUUGAAGAGAUUUUGCAGAGCAAUUGUAGAAGUGUAUGGAGAUGAAUAUCUUAGAUCCCCCAAUACCGACGAUGUUGCAAGACUGUUACAAAAAGGCGAAGAGCGAGGUUUCCCAGGAAUGUUGGGAAGUCUAGACUGUAUGCAUUGGGAAUGGAAAAACUGUCCAACAGCAUGGGCGGGACAAUACUCAGGACGUCACGGAGGCCCAACCAUUAUUCUUGAGGCAGUAGCAUCGUCUGACCUAUGGAUAUGGCAUGCAUUCUUUGGUUUGCCAGGUUCUAAUAAUGAUAUUAAUGUAUUACAAGCAUCUAAUUUGUUUGACAACCUAACGCAAGGUAUUACUCCUCCUGCUCAUUAUACAAUUCAAGGAAAGAAUUAUGAUGUCGGUUAUUAUUUAGCCGAUGGCAUAUACCCAAAAUGGCCAACCCUUGUUCAAACCAUUUCCAAAUCCGAAGAUAAAAAGAAACAAUAUUUUGCAAUGAUGCAAGAAGCUUGUCGAAAAGAUGUGGAGCGAGCGUUUGGUGUUCUCCAGUCAAGAUUUGCUAUAAUCAAGGGCCCUGCACGGUUUUGGGAUAAACGAACUUUGCAUGAUAUCAUGACCACUUGCAUAAUAAUGCACAACAUGAUUAUUGAGGAUGAACGUGAUGAGCAAGAAGAUAUUAUCGUUUCUACUCCACCAUCAAUUUCAAAUGUUGAAGACAUAGGGACGAACGAUGCCGAACGGUUCCGACAAUUCCUGACCCGACAUAAGAAAUUCAAAGACAAAGAAGCACACUUCGCACUUCGAAAUGCAUUAAUUGAACAUUUGUGGGAGAGACACGGCAAUGAAGUAAUGUAA